UUCAAAUAUUCACGAUGAGUUCAUGUUUAGCGGAGACAAUUUGAGUGUGGACGGUACUGCAGAGAUCGAAUCCGACGGCCUUUUCAAACUGACAAACGCUACUGGUCGGCAAACAACAGGCCAUGUCUUCUACUCCCUUCCUCUCCGAUUUAAGAAACCGAACGGUAGUGUUCUCUCUUUCUCUACCUCUUUUAUCUUUGCAAUACUUCCUGAUGACCAAUAUCACAUUAGUGGGCAUGGACUUGCCUUUGUCAUUUCACCUUCAAAAGACCUCCCUGGAGUUUUACCCAGUCAAUAUCUUGGCCUAUUCAAUAACUCUAACAUUGGUGAUCCAUCCAAUCAUAUCGUUGCAGUGGAGGUGGACACCAUCUUAAGCCGCGAGUUCAGUGAUAUCAACGACAACCAUGUAGGAAUUGAUAUCAAUAGCUUAAUAUCCAUUGAAUCCGCUAAAGCAGGAUAUCACGCUGAUGAUAAUGGUGGUGGGUUUAUGAAUUUAAGUCUAAUAAGUGGAGAUCCGUUGCAGAUAUGGGUGGAAUAUGACGGUGCUGAAAAGCAACUUAAUGUAACACUGUAUCCUCCCAACAUACCCAGACCCCAUCGUCCUCUCUUGUCCUUGAGACAAGAUCUUUCCCCAUUCAUCUUGGAUGAUAUGUAUGUAGGUUUCUCAUCAUCUACUGGCUCCAUUCGAGCAACUCAUUAUAUAUUGGCUUGGAGCUUUAAGAUGAAUGGGCAAGCUAAAGACUUCGACCUCUCACGCCUCCCUAAGUUCCCUCAAGGUCGACAGCAGGAAAAUCCUACCAAAAAGAAAAAGAAGCCCAAGGUUUUGGCAAUUUCUCUGUCCUCUGCUUCACUUGUGCUUCUGUUAGCAACCAUAUCGGUCAUCGCCCUUAUAACCGUGAAGUGGAAGAGAAGAUACAUGGAAGUACUGGAAGAUUGGGAGGUCCAAUAUGGACCUCACAGAUUCACAUACAAGGAUCUGUUUAUUGCCACCAAAGGCUUCAAAGAGAGGAAGCUUCUCGGAAGGGGUGGUUUCGGUGGGGUCUAUCGAGGAGUGCUACCCACCUCCAAAAUCCAUGUGGCCGUGAAGAGAGUUUCUCAUGAUUCAAGACAAGGCAUGAGAGAGUUCGUCGCAGAAAUUGCAACCAUCGGCAGGCUCCGACACCCCAAUCUAGUACGACUCCUGGGCUACUGCAGGCGUAAAGGAGAGCUGCUUUUGGUUUAUGAUUAUAUGCCCAAAGGCAGCCUCAACAAGUUCCUUUUCGAUCAACCCAGGUUGACGCUUAGCUGGGCACAAAGAUUUAAGAUAAUCAGGGAUGUGGCUUCUGGGCUCCUUUAUCUGCACCAUCAAUGGGUACAGGUGAUCAUUCACAGAGAUAUCAAGGCCAGCAACGUGUUAAUAGACGGUGAAAUGAAUGGAAGAUUGGGAGACUUUGGCCUUGCGAAAUGGUGCGAUCACGGAACUGAUCCUCAAACUACAAACCUAGCAGGCACCCUGGGUUAUAUUGCACCUGAGCUUGCUAGAACGGGGAAAGCUACUACGAGGUCUGACUUGUUUGCAUUUGGCUCGUUUUUGCUGGAGGUGGCUUGUGGCAGAAGACCAGUGGAGCCACGAGUAGAGCUAGAGAAGAUAAUUCUGGUGGACUGGGUCACAGAUUGUUGGGGGAGGGAAGACAUUCUGCAGACUUUGGAUCCUAAGCUAGGGAUGGAGUAUGUUGUGGAGGAAGCCGAGUUGGUGUUGAAGCUUGGGUUGCUUUGCUCGCACCCUGUGGCCGCAGCUAGGCCGAGCAUGCUAAGUGUUGUACGAUAUCUCAAUGGCGAUGCCCCGCUGCCGGAGGAUUUCAAUGCCAAUGUUUUAGUUCAGGGGCGGAAUGAGAAUUCCAAUGAAAUAGCUACAUCAAAUCCUUCGUCCGAGAAGGGUUCUCGCCGGUCAUUGACAAUCACAGAGCAAUUCAUCUCUGUUGGUCGUUGAUGUAGUUGGGUGUUGAAAAAUGUUAUUGCAGUUUUCCCAAAUUUUUGCCACGUGGCAAAACAUCACACAUGUUU
Nelumbo nucifera (sacred lotus) is the source of this 2043-nucleotide messenger RNA. Its product is annotated as L-type lectin-domain containing receptor kinase V.9-like. Gene Ontology annotation, molecular function: protein kinase activity; ATP binding; carbohydrate binding. The record is from RefSeq and is a predicted model, not a curated record. Lineage: Eukaryota; Viridiplantae; Streptophyta; Magnoliopsida; Proteales; Nelumbonaceae. Gene Ontology annotation, biological process: protein phosphorylation.